UCCUGCUUGUUGUUAAAUAAAAGGACAGAUGGAGCAGAAUAAUAACUGAUGUCAUAGAUAUAUGGAAACCAAGUUCUGAAGCUUCUAGAACAACAUGGUAGUUAUUAGCAACGGAAAGGAAGGAACACAUUGGAGGAAGGCAGCCACACUCAGAAUGAAGCACUAAGUCACAGGGCUUUUAAAUAUAAGAGCCAUGAAUCCAUCUGGGCCUCAGAAUAGCUUUUGUAAAGAGCAGCCCUGAAUAAAGAACAGAAGCAGGAAGGAAAAGAGCAUCAUACUGGAGUAGUUAACAGACACCUUGGGAAACUCCAGAAGUCCUGCUCUGGAGACUGAACAACCUAGCAUAGCCAUAUGCAGAUGGGAGUAGAAUGGAUGAGCCUGAGGAAACUCUUGAGAGCAGUGACGCAAAUGAAGGUGGGCUAGAUACUGAAGAACAGGGAGAUAAUGAUGGAAUCAAGGAGGAAAUCAAGGAGGAAACUGUUGAAAUUAAUGAAGAAGAUGCACAUGAAAUCAAUGAGGAAAAGAAAGAAAGUGAUGAAAUCAAAGAUAGUGAGGAGGAGAAACAUAAUGAUGAAAUCGAAGAGUUGACACCACACCAGGAAAGUGGAGAUAACGGCCUAGCAAUGGACCAAGAUGUCCCAAAGACAACAAGUUCUGAUAAAGGUGAGGUGGAGCGACCUGAGAGCAAAAUCAGCAUUAUUCAGCAUAAGGAACUGAUAGAGGAAAACCAGCAGCCUGACUUGCCUCCUGGCAGCGUAAGUGCUAGCAUGUCAUCUCUCAAAAAGGAACUUGGUCAUGACUCCCGUCGUGGCAGCCAGCAUAGCCAGCACCUCCCGGGCCAUGAAUCCCGCCGAGGCAGUCAAAGUCAACCUUUAAUAGGCCAGGAAUCCAGGCAUAGCCAGCAGCAACCAGGACACGAAUCUCGCCGAGGUAGUCAACCAGCUGGAGCCCAGGAAUCCAGGCAUAGCCAGAAGCUCCCAGGACAUGAAUCCCACCGCGGAAGUCAACAGCUCACAGGCCAGGAAUCCCGGCAUAGCCAGAAGCUUCCGGGACAUGAAUCCCACCAUGGAAGUCAACAGCUCACAGGCCAGGAAUCCCGGCAUAGCCAGAAGCUUCCGGGACAUGAAUCCCACCGCGGAAGUCAACAGCUCACAGGCCAGGAAUCCCGGCAUAGCCAGAAGCUCCCGGGACAUGAAUCCCACCGCGGAAGUCAACAGCUCACAGGCCAGGAAUCCCGGCAUAGCCAGAAGCUUCCAGGACAUGAAUCCCACCGCGGAAGUCAACAGCUCACAGGCCAGGAAUCCCGGCAUAGCCAACAGCUUCCAGGACAUGAAUCCCGCCGAGGCAGUCAUCAAUCCAUUAGCCACCAGGUCCUACAAAGCCAUAGACCUUCCACAACACAACCUAUAAAUGAAGUUGAAACCAAGGAGGACAUGACAUGGAUUAGCCAAAGGACAGGGAAAGUUAUGAAAUGUGAAAGCCAGCAGACCAGUAGAAUUUGGGAGCACAAGCCACUCUCUGAAAUUCUGCAACCUCUUGGCUACCCGAAAAGUGUAGAGAAAGCAGCAGGAAAACCACCUGCAGUGGCUCGUGUCAGCAGCCAAGAGUCAAAGCAGCAACAACCGACAGAGGAUGGGUCUUGGAUCAGCAAAAAAACAGGGAAGUUAUUGAAAUGCACAGGUCAGCAGACAAGUAAAAUCUGGGAGCGAAAGCCUCUGGCAGAAGUUCUUCGUCUUUCUCGCCAACCAGAUGCAGAUAGUGAUGCUGGAGAAAAAGUGAAAACUGCCGAAGAAGUGAUUGUUGCUCCCAAAGAUUCGGAAGCUAAACCAGUAGAAGUGGCAGAGGCUCGCCUCAGCAGCCAUGAAGUUCAGGAAUCCCAGCAAGGUGAUCAAGAGGUGGAAGGAAAGGAAUCACAGGUGGAAGGAAAGAGAAAAGCUUCUACUAAAAUGUCCGUAGACAAAACACUGCAGACCGAUAGCAAAAUAAGCGUUUUUAGACAUAAAGAACUGAUGCAUAAAAAUGAACAGACAGACUUUCCUCCUGACACUUUACCCAGCAGUAGAACCUCUCUCAAAAACCAGCAUGAAUCCUGGCAUAGUAAUCAACAAGCAGAAGGACAGGGAUCAAGACGUGGUAGUCAACAGGUAGAAGGCAAGAAGUCACAGCUGGAGAGUCAACAACCAGAAGGGCAGGAAUUGACGGCUGAAAGCCAGCAACCAGAUGCUCAAGGAUCUCAACAUGAAAGCCAACAGCUAACUGGACAGGAAUCUCGGAGAGGCAGCCAACAGCCACAACAGCCAGAUGAGAACAAGCCAGCACAACUUGAAAAGGAGCAAGUGCAGCCAGAGGACCAUCAGAAACUUCCUGAAGAGGAAACAUUCUACCUGGACAGAAAAACUGGUGUAGAAGUCAGAUCUGCAAGUCAACAGACCAGCGAGAGUUUGUUCAUAGACUACCUAACAAAAAUAUAUGGCCCUCGAUAUGGUGAGGCUCCUCUUCCAGUAGGUGAUCAACCAAAGGCUAAAGAGGAUCAGCCCCCAGAGAGUGAUGAAAUCCAGGGGGAAGUUAAGGUAGAGGAGGAAGAAAAACAAGAACCAGUCCCUGAUGGGGGUGAUGAAGCAGAGGCAGAAGUACAGCAGCCUCCCCAACCAGAGGCCCAAGAGCCCCAAGAUACCGAGUUGCAAACAGGUGGGCAACAGGCAGAGGGUCCCGGGUCCCAGAAAGAGAGCCAACAGGCAGAUGGUCCCGGGUCCCGGAGAGAGAGCCAACAGGCAGAGGGCCCCGGGUCCCAGAAAGAGAGCCAACAGGCAGAUGGUCCCGGGUCCCGGAGAGAGAGCCAACAGGCAGAAGGGCCAGGGUCCCGAAGAGAGAGCCAACAGGCAGAAGGGCCAGGGUCCCGGAGAGAGAGCCAACAGGCAGAAGGGCCAGGGUCCCGGAGAGAGAGCCAACAGGCAGAAGGGCCAGUGUCCAGGAAAGAGAGCCAACAGGCAGAAGGGCCAGGGUCCCGGAGAGAGAGCCAACAGGCAGAAGGGCCAGUGUCCAGGAAAGAGAGCCAACAGGAGGAGAUGCCAGGGUCCCCAAAAGAUAACCAAGAUGAGGAGAUGCCAGGGUUCCCAAAAGAGAGCCAACAGGAGGAGAUCCCAGGGUCCCGCAAAGACAGCCAACAGGUGGAGAUGCCAGGGUCUCGGAAAGAGAGCCAACAGGUGGAGAUGCCAGGGUCCCGGAAAGAGAGCCAACAGGUGGAGAUGCCAGGGUCCCGCAAAGAAAGCCAACAGGUGGAGAUGCCAGGGUCUCGGAAAGAGAGCCAACAGGUGGAGAUGCCAGGGUCCCGCAAAGACAGCCAACAGGUGGAGAUGCCAGGGUCCCGCAAAGACAGCCAACAGGUGGAGAUGCCAGGGUCCCGGAAAGAGAGCCAACAGGUGGAGAUGCCAGGGUCCCGGAAAGACAGCCAACAGGUGGAGAUGCCAGGGUCCCGCAAAGAGAGCCAACAGGUGGAGAUGCCAGGGUCUCGGAAAGACAGCCAACAGGUGGAGAUGCCAGGGUCCCGGAAAGAGAGCCAACAGGUGGAGAUGCCAGGGUCCCGGAAAGACAGCCAACAGGUGGAGAUGCCAGGGUCCCGCAAAGAGAGCCAGCUAUUUGCACAGCAUGAAUCUCCACUACAUACGCACCUAUCUGUGGGUGAAAUAACUGAACAACCAGGUCCCUCCGAAAGCCAAGGAACGCUAGGGAGCAUUGUGUCAUUUACCGAAGGGGAGGAUGUAGCUCUGCAGACGUACAGCAUAGUUUCUCUCCCGGACGGAAUUUGGCUGAACAGGAAGACAGGCAAGUUUUUGGUAAGCCACGGUCAGCAGACAACAGUCACUUCACUUUCAGCCCUGAAUCAAAUAGCACUGGAAGAGGCCGCAAUUGCUUCAAAGCCAUCUGGACUUGGCGCUGGCGGCGAGGGAGUGGUGGCCAAGGCCUUGGAAGUGCAUCAGGACAGUGCUACAGCUGAAGCAAAGCCUGAAGAAGACCAGCCGCCACCUUUAAGCCAGGAAUCCCGCCGUGCUAGUCAGCAGUCGAGGCACAGCCAAGGAUCCCGCCGUGGCAGCCAGAUUCCUUUGGAGCAAGAACCCAGUCCUGUCAACCAGCCAACUUCUGAUGACCAGAAGGAAGAGGGGCUCCAGGAAGCGAAGGAUGCUGAGGGAGAGCUGAGCCAUCGCUUGAGUGAAGCAGCCCUGGAGAGCAUAGCAGCAGCAGCCGCGGAUGGAGAGGACAACGUAUCUCAGCGGACUUACAGUUCCAUUUCUCUAGCGAAAGGAUCCUUUGUCAACAAAAGAACAGGCAGGUCGCUGGUAUCUCAGCAACUGCAGACUGAAGAGUCUUCAUUUCAUAACACUGGAGAAGCAGUGGAAGAACCCCAGGACGGUGACCAAGUACCUGAAGAAGACCAGGUUGAAAAUCCUGAGCCGAGUGAACCUGAGAACCCCGGGGAAUAGCAGGUGCAACAGCGGGAAAGAGAAGAAGGUCCUUAUAUGAGCAGACAGUUAGUCGAUGGCUAAGGCCCAGCUUACCCUGUGAGUCAUGACCUGUUCUUGGAAUCGUAGAGACCUGAGUGGCAGAGCCACCUGUAUCCCCAAGAGAUAUCCCCAGGAGUCACCAUGUCCUGUUUUCCGAACAGAAGGCACAGUGGCUAGCAAGGGGAAGCAAAGUUCCUGGGAGCAUGGUGGGCCUCUUUCGUCAGAAAAGAAAAGCCUUAGGCUGAAAGAAGCAGAAUAAAAAACAAACAUGGGAAA
Messenger RNA from Podarcis raffonei (Aeolian wall lizard), 4775 nucleotides. Its product is annotated as retinitis pigmentosa 1-like 1 protein. The transcript is spliced from 2 exons. NCBI's taxonomy places the organism in Eukaryota, Metazoa, Chordata, Lepidosauria, Squamata, Lacertidae. The record is from RefSeq and is a predicted model, not a curated record. Bases 369 to 4478 code for a protein of 1369 amino acids.